Paramecium pentaurelia is the source of this 2477-nucleotide messenger RNA. The record is from the annotation of a GenBank genome assembly. NCBI's taxonomy places the organism in Eukaryota, Ciliophora, Oligohymenophorea, Peniculida, Parameciidae.
AUGGUCUUAACAUAGCAAGUUUAACACUCAAAUAACUGUAAUGAUUUUGGAUAAUUAAAAUCACGGAAUGAUUGUGAAUAAGAGAUAACUGUAACAGGAACUUGUGAAUGGAUAGCUGCAUCAGGAACAACACCAGCAAAAUGUUAGAAAAAGACAACAGUUGAUCCAGUCAGUUCAUUCAAACCUUAUUGCAAACUUAUUGAAAAACCAGAAACAAACUGUGCUAAAACAUUAGAUUGUGCUUAUGUUGACCUAAAAUGCACACAUUUUACAGGAUGUCAAGCAUAUGUUAAAACUACAACAACAGAUUGCUAAGCUAUAUCCUAUUUUUGUGUCAGUGAUGGAAAUGCCUGUAUUCAAGCUAAAGAAUGUAAAGAAUAUACAUAAUAACAAUGUGAAUCAAUUCCAAGUGUUUCAGGAAAACUUAAAUGUAAAUGGGAUACAAAUUCAGGAGCUUGUAGAGAUUAUGUAUGUUCAGAAGCAGAUACUAUUUUAAAUACUGAUGAAAAAUGUUCAGCUUGGUUCCAACAUCAUUUAGUUCUGAUAAUGAUUGUAAAGCAUAUUAAAAAGGAUGUAUAACAAAAGGAAAAGGUUGUGUUUUAGCAACAACAAAACAAUUGUGUUCCACACAUUCAGGAGAUAUAGAAGAGUUUUAAAUUCAUAAAAUUAUAACACUAUUUGUGUUGGAUAUAUUUGAUCAGAUGGAGUUUGUGAAUGUGAUGCUGGUGGUUCUAAGUGCAGAGCAAGAAAAUGUGAAAAUGGCACAUUCAAUACUGAUGAACUUUGUUAAUAAUACUAAAGUACUUGUAAGACAAAUGGUAAAACUUCGUUUCCUCAUUGUCAGCACUGAAGCUUUUUGCUUACCAAAGGUUUGCAAUCAAGCUCCAGAUAAAACAACUACUGAUGAUGCUUGUAAUAAAUAUUAAAUUGGAUGUGUUACUACAGGAAAAGGAUGUGUUACAAAAACUAAUUUGAAAUCUUGUACUACUUAUGAUGGUGAUGCUACUAGUUGUUAAUCAAGAGUUGGAUCUGAAGGUAAAUGUACAUUGAAGACUGGAACUAAAUGUGUUGCUAAAGAUUGUACUUAAGCAACAACCAAUUUAAAUACUAAUCCUCUUUGUGCCAAUUUUUUCACAAAUUGUGUUACUACUGGAUCUGGAUGUGUUUCAUAAACUUCUUGUGAUUUGAUUGUCAAAUAAUAAAGUUGUGAUGGUGCUAAUAAUUGUUCAUGGUAACCUAUUUGUACUAGUAAUUCAAACUGUAGUGAAUUUAUGAAAAAAUCAAUUUUUUUAGCAAAUUAAGCUAGAGUAAGUACUUUUGAUAAAAUUGAUGAAAACGGAAAUCCCUUAUAUAUCUUUGUAUCCAAAAAAUGUGGUUGAUUAAACAAUGCUUAUAAAUAUUGUCUUGCUCAGAUGUAACAGGAGCUUAUUAUAAUACUGAUGCUAAUUGUGCAGCAGAACUAUCAACAUGCAUUAGUAAUAGAGUUGAGGCUUGUAUAACUAAAUAUGAAUGUAGUCAACUUUCAGGAACAUAAUCCAUUAGUUUAAGUUAUCCAGGUUAUUGUACUAAUUUCAUCAACAGCUAUUAAUACUACUCCUCACCUUGUGUAUAAAGAAAGUGUUCACAUAAUACAGAAGCAACUGAUAAUGCUACAUGUGCUUCAUUCUUACCUGGAUGUAAUAGUAAUGGAAAAGGUUGUGUUGAUUAUACUACUCCAUGUAAAUCAAUGAAAGGAACUUAAGAAACAUGUAAUAAGAUGUUUGCUUAUGAUAGCUUUAUAACUAAUUAAUGUUACAAUAGUUCAACAGCCACUGAAAUGAUUAUUGUAAAAUAAAAACCUGCAAAUUAGCUCUAUAAUGGAAAUGGAGGAUGUGUUGAUCCAAAAGCCAACGACACAACUUGUGCAAGUUAUACAGGUGUUUUAGCAUUUUGUGAAUCUGCUAUUGUUGGAAGUAAUAGUUCUAAAUAUUGUUUUGGAACAUCUACAUCAGCUACAUCUACUGUUAGAGCUUGUACUGACUGACAAUAGAACUGCAACAAAAGAUGAAGAUUGUGAGUCUUUCAUGUCAGGAUGUAUAGCUAAAUCUGAUGGAGGUUGUAUAAUAGAUAAUCAAGAUCAUAUUCUUAACAAUCAGGAACUGUUAACUUCUUGUCCUAAUUUCAGUGGGGGUUUAUAAGUUUCUUCUGUUUGGACCAAAGUUGCAUGCACAAAAUAUGAUGCUUGCUAAGAUAGAUUUUGCUCAGAUAAAACAAGUCCUUAAUCAGCUUAAGAUUGUCUUGAUCCUAAAUCCACUUGUAGAUUCUUUAAAGCUGAAUCUGCAUGCAAUUAUGCAGCAGAUUUUAUUAGUUAUAGUCUACCUGAUACAGCAACUACUGAUUAAUAAAAGUUUGAUUAUUGUACAAGUAUCAAAGAUAAUGUAGGGAUAUUAUGUGGUUAUACAUCAGGAGCAACUAAGUGUUCUGCGAAUAAUUUUUGA